AAUAAUACAAACUAUUGAUUAAUAUUAAAUAAUACAACCUUAGAGACAUAUUUCCCUCUAGCAUCAUUUCACUUGUUGGUGACCUUAAUUGUAUGUUAAUUCUCAAAAAUAAAAAAAAAUAUAUAUAUAAUCUUUCACCACCCUCCACCAAGUCCACCACCAUAGCCUCCAUCAAGUCCACCACUACAACCUCCACCUACCCUCCUCCCACUGUCCUCCCCCACCCCUUACGCUGACUACGCAAAUGUCUCUCACAGUGAAACACCCUCACCCUUUUCCCCACCUCCACCCUUACCCACCCCCAAAACUCAAAACCCAUAAAACCACCCAGUAUCUCAAGUCCCUACCACCUACAGACCCAUAAACUAACCAUCCAAAAACCAACCCCUACCACCCACAAACCCAUGAAACCCAAAAACCCAUUAACCCACCACCAACCUACCCCUACCACCUAGAAACCCACGAACCCAGAAACCCCCCCACCAAAAAACCCACCCCUACCUACACCCUCGAUUGACAAAGGGAAGGAGAUUUUGUUAUUGGCGGUCAUGGGGAGAGGUUUCGCGAAUGGAAGUUGAGGGGGUGGUUGCUGCUUAUUCACUGAUUGAUGGGUAUGGUGAGUGUGGUGGGGUUGGGAUGGGGGAAACGGGCUGGGGCAGUGCACGGUGAAUUUAGAGGACUUGGGGUGGAGUGGUUUGAGCGAAAAAGGGCUGAUUUUUUUAUUUGAAUAUUAUUUAUUUAUUUUUUUAUUAUAAAUAACCUAUUUUAUAGGUUAUCGGUAAAAGGAUCUUGUUAGAAAACUCAUAUUAUUGUAGGAAAAAAAAUUAAAAAGGUUAUAUUAUUGAAGGUAAUUUUUUAUAUUAAAUUUUAAUCCAAAACUUUUACUUUUUAUCUUUCAGAAAUUCUUCUAAUCAAUUCAUCCCUUACUCCUCUGUGGCUGUGAUCUCUCUCUCCCCGAAUCUAGCUUUCUGUUUUCUGUGUGUGAAUGACUAGCGCUGCUGUAUUAUUCUACGGUAGAAGGUCUCGAACUUCUAGAAGCUUCGAUGACCUAGGGUUUGGCUCUCUUGCUCCUCCUAUCUCUACAUCAUCAUCAUCAUCAUCAUCAACAUCGUUGGAUUCCAACAUCUGCUAUAAUCACCGUCACGGUCAUCAUCAUAAUCGUCGCCAAGGAGAUCUACAUCGUCGUCACCGUCAAAUCAAUUUCGAUGAUCCUGACAAUUCUCGUCAUCUAUCAAAUGCACUGCAUCCGACUGCUCGCCUUUCUUUGCCGGGCAGUGAACUACGAUAUAACGAUGAGUUACCACCGCACGAUAUCAACAACAGAGAAACUGUGCGUGGCCCAGGCAGAAGAUAUAGAAACGACAACCGCCUUCCUGGGUCUGUAUUACUUGCUAAAGAAAGGCUUGUUCAAAGAUUAAGAGGUGUAUCUGUUUCUAGAAAUAGAGAGAACAGAGAAACAUCAGCAAGUGUCCCCAGAAAUCCCUUGUUAGUAGUUGAUGCACAUUGGGUUUUAACUGAAUUACCCGUAGGAACACAUCAUCAUUCUGCAUUCAGAGAACAACAAAGUAAACCGUUGGGACUCGGCCAUGAAGCCCUCUCUCAGCUGCACCAUGAGGUUUUCAUGAAGCAGCAAAUCACGACCACUUUGUCUACACCUGAAGCAUCGAAUGAAUGUAGUAUUUGUCUGGAGUGCUUUGUGGAAGGUAACAAGCUUGUUAAUUUACCUUGUGGUCAUAGAUUCCAUAGUUCAUGCUUGUAUCCUUGGCUACAAACUUGUGGUGAAUGCCCGUACUGUCGUUCAUGUAUUAUGCUUAAGUAAAUAGUGAACUGUGAAGGAUAUAAAAAUUUUACAUUGAGUCCUAUAUGUAGUUUAUUAUAGUUACUUAUGGAUGUGUGAAGGGCUGUUCUGUUGCAGAAGACAAUACGGAUUAUUUAACUUAUUAUGUGUUAUAUAUGUAAUUCCUGCCUGCA
Molecule: messenger RNA, 1971 nt
Organism: Amaranthus tricolor (Joseph's coat)
Lineage: Eukaryota; Viridiplantae; Streptophyta; Magnoliopsida; Caryophyllales; Amaranthaceae
Product: probable E3 ubiquitin-protein ligase RHY1A
Exons: 3
Coding region: 986-1819 (277 amino acids)
Source: RefSeq, a predicted model, not a curated record